CUCUGCUGGAGCUUGGGGCCUGGAGGAAACCCGGGCUGCAGAUUUAGACGUAGACGUUUGGGAGGACGUACAGCUGCAGAGGUCUGGCUCCUUAUGCCUGUGUCUUCUUCUCCGUGAGCGGCGCUCAGCUGCUUUUCGUUUAUUAUGAUUAAUUUUAGGGACACCGUCACGGGCACAGUUAUUUCUUUUCGAGUUGGGAGCCUUUGGAGUCAGCACAGAGAGCUCGCGAGUAGAGUUAUAAGGGUUCAGUCAAUAAUAAACUUGGAAAAGGACAGCGUCGGUGAUCGUAUGGACAGAGGUGAACGAGAGGCAAACUUCACCGCGGCCUUUAGCCUUUGUGGAUAAGAUUUCUGCUUUGCUCCUCUUGAGUCAUGCAAACUCGGAAUUCUUCAUCGUAGGAAACCAACCUCAGAGAGGCAGACAGGAUGGCUAGCUCCGCCCGGGAGCAUUUGCUUUUCGUGCGACGUCGAAAUCCACAGAUACGGUACACACUGAGCCCCGAGAACCUCCAGAGCCUCGCAGCCCAGAGCUCCAUGCCGGAGAACAUGGCCCUGCAGCGAGCCAACAGCGACACGGACCUGGUGACGUCCGAGAGCCGCUCCAGCCUGACUGCCAGCAUGUACGAAUACACGCUGGGGCAAGCCCAGAACCUCAUUAUCUUCUGGGACAUUAAGGAAGAGGUAGACCCCAGCGACUGGAUAGGACUCUAUCACAUAGAUGAGAAUUCUCCAGCCAACUUCUGGGAUUCUAAAAACAGGGGUGUGACUGGAACCCAAAAAGGACAGAUUGUAUGGAGAAUUGAGCCUGGACCCUACUUCAUGGAACCGGAGAUCAAAAUCUGUUUCAAGUACUACCAUGGCAUCAGCGGAGCCCUGCGCGCCACAACCCCCUGUAUUACUGUGAAGAACCCAGCUGUGAUGAUGGGAGCGGAAGGCAUGGAAGGAGGUGCUUCCGGAAGUCUACAUUCUCGGAAACUCGUCAGCUUCACGUUGUCAGAUCUCAGGGCAGUUGGGCUCAAGAAAGGGAUGUUCUUCAAUCCUGACCCUUAUCUUAAGAUGUCCAUUCAGCCAGGGAAGAAGAGCAGUUUCCCUACGUGUGCCCACCACGGCCAGGAGAGAAGGUCUACUAUCAUCAGCAACACCACCAAUCCCAUUUGGCACAGAGAGAAAUACUCCUUUUUUGCACUUUUAACUGAUGUCUUAGAAAUCGAAAUUAAAGACAAAUUUGCCAAGAGCCGCCCUAUCAUCAAGCGUUUCCUGGGGAAGCUAACCAUUCCGGUGCAGAGGCUGCUGGAGCGGCAAGCCAUCGGUGAUCAAAUGCUCAGCUAUAACCUCGGCAGAAGGCUCCCAGCUGACCACGUGAGUGGCUACCUCCAGUUUAAAGUAGAAGUCACAUCUUCCGUCCACGAAGAUGCAUCUCCGGAGGCUGUUGGCACCAUUCUCGGGGUCAGCACUGUUAACGGAGACCUGGGCAGCCCUUCUGAUGAUGAGGACAUGCCAGGGAGCCAUCAUGACAGUACUGUUUGUGCUAAUGGGCCAGUGUCCGAGGACAGUGCUGCUGACGGGACCCCCAAGCACUCUUUCAGGACUAGCUCUACUCUGGAGAUUGACACAGAGGACUUAAUCUCUACUUCCUCAAGAACCUCACCUCCCAGAGGCCGCCAGGAUUCGCUCAACGAUUACUUGGAUGCUAUUGAACACAAUGGCCCCUCCAGGCCAGGGGCAGCCACCCCCUCUGAGCGGUCCAUAGGAGCCUCUCCCAAACUGAGGAGUAGUUUUCCCACUGACACCAGACUCAAUGCGAUGCUUCAUAUAGACUCGGAUGAAGAGGACCACGAGUUCCAGCAAGACCUAGGCUACCCGUCUUCCUUGGAGGAGGAAGGAGGCUUGAUCAUGUUCAGCAGGGCAUCCAGAAGUGACGCUGGGAGCCUGGCAUCUCAGACCAAGCCAGAGGACGACAACCCCAUUGAGAAUGAGGAUGCCUCUGUGCAUGAAGCUGCUUCCUUAGAAGAGAGGCCCGAGAACCUUCCAGAGGUUGCAGACAGCUCCUUGCCCGCAAGUGCAGCCCCUGAGGACAAUGAAGCCAGCCUAGAGCCCCAUCCCAGUGCUGACCAGGGCAGCACUGAAUUCUCAGGCUCUCAAGAGGCCGAUCAGCCCACCAGUGGUGCAGACACAGGAGGAGCCUCUGAUACAUCUGGAGGGAGCCGCAGAGCUGCCAGUGAGACCGAGUCCCUGGACCAGGGAUCUGAACCUUCCCAGGUGUCCUCUGAGACCGAACCCAGUGACCCUGCCAGGACAGAGAGUGUGAGUGAGGCCAGCACCAGACCCGAGGGAGAGAGUGACCUGGAAGGAGCUGACAGCUCAUGCAAUGACAGCGUAACCACGCAGCUGUCCUCGGUGGAGACACGGUGCUCAUCUCUGGAGAGUGCGCGAUAUCCAGAAACCCCAGCCUUUUCUUCUCAAGAGGAGGAAGAUGGGGCCUGUGCAGCUGCUGAGCCCACCAGCAGCGGCCCUACCGAGGGGUCGCAGGAGUCCAUUUGCACUCCAGGCUCUUUACCUGCUGUGCAGGUGCCCAGUAGGGAAGAGGAAGGGCCAGGGGCUGAAGCUGCUGCUUUAUCUGAGCAGGGGGAGCUGGGGGAGGUCUGGCAGAGGAGGGGGAGUCUGGAGGGAGCUGCUGCUGCUCCUGCUGCUGCUGACACCGAGAGCCAGCCCCAGGAAGAUGGGGAUGCUGGGGACACCCAAGGUGCCUGCGAAGGGGCCACUGCCCAGGAGGAGGGCGCCACUGGAGGUUCCCAGGCCAAUGGCCACCAGCCCUUGCGGUCACUACCUUCAGUGCGGCAGGACGUCAGCCGGUACCAGAGGGUGGACGAGGCUCUCCCACCAAACUGGGAGGCGCGCAUCGACAGCCACGGCAGGAUCUUCUACGUGGAUCAUGUAAACAGAACCACGACGUGGCAGCGGCCGACAGCUCCUCCUGCCCCACAGGUCCUGCAGAGAUCUAAUUCCAUACAGCAAAUGGAGCAGCUGAACCGGCGUUAUCAGAGCAUCCGCAGGACCAUGACUGACGACAGGCCUGAGGAAAAUGCCAGUGCUCUGGACGGGGCAGGGGAGGAAGCCGACUUCCACCAAGCCAGCGCAGACUUCCGCCGGGAGAACGUCCUGCCUCACUCUACCUCCAGAUCCAGGCUCACGCUGCUGUUACAGUCACCCCCUGUGAAGUUCCUCAUCAGCCCAGAGUUCUUCACUGUGCUGCAUUCUAACCCUAGUGCCUACCGCAUGUUUACAAACAACACGUGUCUGAAGCACAUGAUCACCAAAGUCCGGCGGGACACCCACCACUUUGAACGCUAUCAGCAUAACAGGGACCUCGUGGGAUUCCUGAACAUGUUUGCGAACAAACAGCUGGAACUGCCGAGGGGCUGGGAGAUGAAACAUGAUCAUCAGGGCAAGGCAUUUUUCGUCGACCACAACUCCCGAACCACCACGUUCAUUGACCCUCGGCUCCCGCUCCAGAGCAGUAGACCCACAAGCGCGCUGGUUCAUCGGCAACACCUGACGAGGCAACGCAGCCACAGUGCCGGUGAGGUAGGAGAAGACUCUCGGCAUGCGGGACCACCAGUUCUUCCCAGACCGUCCAGUACAUUCAAUACAGUCAGCAGGCCGCAGUACCAGGACAUGGUUCCAGUGGCCUACAAUGACAAAAUCGUUGCAUUUUUGCGUCAACCCAACAUCUUUGAAAUUCUCCAAGAGCGUCAACCUGAUCUUACUAGAAACCACUCACUCAGGGAGAAGAUACAAUUUAUCCGAACUGAAGGGACCCCUGGAUUGGUGCGGCUUUCCAGUGAUGCAGACCUGGUCAUGUUACUGAGCUUAUUUGAGGAAGAGAUAAUGUCAUAUGUGCCUCCACAUGCCUUACUCCACCCCAGCUACUGUCAGUCCCCGCGAGGUUCUCCUGUGUCAUCUCCCCAGAACUCACCAGGUACUCAGCGUGCCAAUGCCCGGGCGCCAGCCCCUUACAAGAGAGAUUUCGAAGCCAAACUAAGGAACUUUUACAGGAAGUUAGAAACGAAAGGAUAUGGACAAGGCCCAGGGAAAUUAAAGUUAAUUAUCCGAAGGGACCACCUGCUGGAAGACGCUUUCAAUCAGAUUAUGGGCUACUCCAGAAAAGACCUGCAGAGGAAUAAACUGUAUGUCACCUUCGUCGGGGAAGAAGGGUUGGAUUACAGUGGGCCUUCCAGAGAGUUCUUCUUCCUGGUAUCCAGAGAACUCUUUAACCCCUAUUAUGGCUUAUUUGAAUAUUCAGCCAACGACACAUACACAGUACAAAUAAGUCCUAUGUCUGCUUUUGUAGACAAUCACCAUGAAUGGUUCCGGUUCAGUGGGAGGAUCCUCGGUCUUGCACUAAUACAUCAGUAUUUAUUGGAUGCCUUCUUCACGCGACCCUUCUAUAAGGCUCUUCUCAGAAUCCUGUGUGACCUGAGCGAUCUAGAGUACCUUGAUGAGGAGUUCCACCAAAGCCUUCAGUGGAUGAAAGACAAUGACAUCCACGACAUCCUAGACCUCACGUUCACUGUGAACGAAGAAGUUUUUGGACAGAUCACCGAACGAGAGUUAAAACCAGGGGGAGCCAAUAUUCCGGUCACAGAGAAGAACAAGAAGGAGUACAUAGAGAGGAUGGUGAAGUGGAGGAUCGAGAGGGGUGUGGUGCAGCAGACCGAGAGCCUAGUCCGCGGUUUCUAUGAGGUGGUCGAUGCCAGGCUCGUGUCUGUCUUCGACGCACGGGAACUGGAGCUGGUCAUUGCGGGCACAGCUGAAAUAGACCUCAAUGACUGGAGGAACAACACCGAGUACAGAGGCGGGUACCAUGACAAUCACAUCGUAAUUCGGUGGUUCUGGGCUGCUGUGGAGCGAUUCAACAAUGAACAGCGACUCAGGUUGUUGCAGUUCGUUACCGGCACAUCCAGCAUUCCCUAUGAAGGAUUUGCUUCUCUCCGAGGGAGUAAUGGCCCAAGAAGGUUCUGUGUGGAGAAAUGGGGAAAAAUCACCGCUCUUCCCAGAGCCCACACUUGCUUUAACCGCCUGGAUCUUCCUCCAUACCCUUCCUUUUCCAUGCUCUACGAGAAGCUCUUGACAGCGGUUGAAGAGACCAGUACCUUUGGCCUGGAGUGACCCGGGAGCGUGAUGCUCAGCUCUUCGGGGACAGGCAGUGUCAGAAGCCGGCCUUCAGAAGAGUGGCAGAGCACUGGAAAUCCCAAGCCUAGGGUUCCAUUAGAACAAACUUGAGUGCUGCUCUUCGGAACACGUGCUUGUUGGUGUGUUUGGGGACUGGCUGUGAGUCCUCUGGCAAGGAUUGGGGUGAGCUCGGUGCCCAUGGAACAACCCAACAGUCUUUCGGUCAACAGUUCCUGACUGCCAAACCUUUCCCAUUUGUUAUGUUUGAAGAUAAAGGGGAACCCGCACAUGAUCAACUCCAUGGUGACUUUUAGGGCCUUGGGAGAAUCUUGACACUCUCCUGUACACAUACUUCAAGCCAAACUGGCAGCCCUUGACCCCAUUUCUAAAUUAGUGCAAGUGAGAGAAUAACAUAAAAAAUUAUCUAUUUCCUGACAGUACCUUUGUUUAAGCCCUAAGUUAUAACAGAAUAUUCAUUUCUUGCUUACGAGUGCCUGCAUGGAGUGCACUAUAGGUUUCAUCAUUCACGGGACAAGGGUGAAAAUGAAACCAAGUCAGUAUGAGGUAACUUUAAAGAUUUGCAAUAAGGUGGUCUGUAACAAUGUAUAUGCAAGUGGUGUGUGUGUACUUCUGGCUGAAGACAAGCUGUUAUUCAAUGAAUUCACUAAUGACAGAUUUUAUGCUUUAUAAUGCAUGAAAACAAUUUUAAAAUAACUAGCAAUUAAUCACAGCAUAUCAGGAAAAUGUACACAGUGAGUUCUGUUUAUUUUUUAUAGGUUCAUUAUGUUUCUGUUCUUGAAAAUGUAUAUAAGGACCUACCUACCAUGUUGUACGUACCACCUCUCCAUUUUCAUGUUCCAUGCUUACUCGGGCAUCUUGCUAGUACGUAUCCUUUGAAGCACGCUCAAGGGAACUAAAAGGGCCUUUUAUUUUUAUAAAGGUUAAAACAAUUCCCCAGAAUAUUUUGCACUGAACGUACCAAAGUCGAAGGGACAUUACAGUGUGACUAACAGCCGCGCCGUCACUUGAGGGGUACAACAGAAGCAGCUUCUAAAUCAGACUUCCUUCACAGUACCGUGUCAGCCACUGCAAGGACUGUGCAUCUAAGUAAUAAUUUUUUAAGACUCACAAUAUGUGAUAAUAUGAUGUGCAUUUAUUUCAAAUGCAUUAGAUUCUCUUCCAUCCAUCAAAUACUUUACAGGAUGGCAUUUAUUACAGAUAUUUCAUAUUCCCCCCACUGCUUUUUAUUUGUACAGCAUCAUCGAACACUCAAGCUUGGUUAGGGAGCCAUUGGCAGUGCCGGAGAGAUCAGCUCUCUUAGGAGUAAGAAUUCCACUUUCCCUCAUCGGUGAAGAUACCAUGGAUUGAAACUCUCAGUACUAUAUUUCUAAGUCUGCAUUUUCACGGAUGCAUAAUUUUUCUUAUUAAUAUCAGGAAAAAAUUUUUCUAUGGUCUCUCAGAAACUGCAUGACAUCCCCGACAAGACUUCUUAAUUUGAUGAAAGGAUUUCCUUCAUUUUAAUUGCUUGGGGGACUGUCCCAUGCCAUUGUUUGUUCCUUGAUUUGUGACAUAACUAAUCAGACACACAAUACUUUGAAGUGGAAUUGAGGGUGGGAAAACCAUUGGAUUAACAUUCAGUUUGCCUGUCUGGGGGGUUACAGGCGUUACCUGAACAUUGCUUUGAGAAUCUUGUUUGUAGGUGUCAUGGGCUUCCUGUUGUGGGAUGGGGGUGACUUUACAUUUCAUGGGGCUCCGUGCACAGUCUGCCGAGGUGUUUUGUAAGAACAGUCACUCUCCUGCUAGUUAAGCUGUGUUUACUGUUGGGACCCUCAAGAGGAAUGGCAUCUUAUGUUGUGUUACUGUGUUAAAGAUAAGUACUGGAUGUGGGAAAAUGUUCCAGGAGAAAAAAAAUGAUAGGAACCUGGAGAAGAUAUAUAGAAUAUUUAUUUGUAUACCAUAAUUGGGCCAGAAAAAAAGAUCGACUAAAACUUUUUGACUGGAAUUAUUAGUUUGUACUUAUUUGUCAUGAAUACAAGUAUAUAUUUAAUUUUUGCAAACUUCUUUUUCUUGUUUGUGUUUUUUCAUCAUAAGGAAAACAGCACAUUAACAUACUUUUAAAAUCACACUUUGAUGCAUCAGAGCAGUCCCUAAUGGCUGUCACAGGGGCUAGUUAAGAGAAAGCUGCCUUUCUUUCGGAAAUACAUUGACAGACCGUGUUAAUGUUCAUUUGGUUUAAGAAGCUUCGCCACCCACAGAAUGCCACAUUGCUAGCAGAAGAUAUGUGAAACAAAUUGUACCUCUUUAUUUCUAAUUAAUGUUACUAAUGCUAUUGUUGUUGACACCAGGGCAGCCAACUUCUCGAAUAACCAUUUUGAAUGUACUCAGGCAUUCUUAAAGUAGUACAAUUUAGUCCAGUCGGCACUGUCCUGAGAAUUGGGAAUUAUCAAAAUUGUAGCUAGCAUAUCAGAAAACCAGAUAACCUAUCUGUUAUUCUUCAUGGGUAAAACAAAAAGCACACAAUAAUAGCUCUAUAAAAGUUAAACAACAUAGCCACAGAAUAAAUUAGAUGCUAUUGUACUCCACAAUCAGAAGUAUUCAUAAAUAUGUUCUUCUGGACUGUGAACCCCACUACUUGGCCCUUUGGUUUUGUUUUAAGAAAUUUGUAAGUGAUGCUACUAACCCUGUAAAAGACAGUUUUGAUACCCCAUGUAUGAGUACCGUCUUUCAGAGCGCAGGCACACCGUUGGCAUUCUCUCCCUGCCAGUCACUUCGUUUGAUGAUGGAGCUACAAGAUUCUGAAUCUGGCCUUCAGAAAGACACUUAUAGUUGACUAGAGGGGGCAUUAAGUGUCCAAAACAAUUUUAAAUAAAAGACAAAGUUCUACAGUUAAUGAAGAGAGACUAUCCUAUUCCACUCCAGAGGCUUGGUUACAGCUUCAUGUGUGUGAAACUGUGUAGCUAAAAGAUAUCGUCAUAUAUGUGCUAUUUCUCUUGGUAACUACAAGGGUGUCAUAGAAUAUUAAUGCUGGUAAGUCUUGAGACCCAAAAUGCACUCAUAACAAUGAGGAUUUAAAGUCUGUAGGUGGGGGCUGAGCUGUGAAGGAACAAGUCAAGGAUCUUCAAAUUAUCAAAGAAAUGCCAAAAUGAAGUCUGAAGAUUUCCUCCAGUCCCUGCGCUACACAUACGUCCCAUUUUCAGUGUGAAAUAUCACAGUUCCUGAGCCCAAACUACAUGUGGGAUCACAACAUUUUUUCUUGUGUACAAAAUGAAUGGAAGUCACAGUUUUCUAUUAUAUGUUGUAUUUAUACCUCAACUGUGUCAAAAAGACACAGUUGAAGUAGAGAAGGAAUACAUUUUGCAAAAUCAAAGUUCAUCUCCUCCAGACAUUCUCAUUAAAUUAAACUCUAGUUUUCAUGACUGAGAUCUGUUCACAGCCACCAUGAUGAAAAGGCCCUGAAGCUGGUGACUGUAGGUAUGUUUGCACAGUGCUGAGGUGUUUCACAGUGCCUUUGAGUGCAUUCUCUUUUGGUCCCAGUGCUUGCUUAGGGAGAAGUAUCAAGCUUCCUCUGGGAUCAGCCUGGUUUCAUGAGUCACUGGUGAGAUGGGUCUUCCUACUUUGUUGUUAUGAUCCUGGUUUCAUCUCAAGAAAUAGGAAGGCUAAUGUUUGUACUCAUGUACUCGACGUUCAGAUGCUUUACUUUCCCAAACUCUCACUUUCUUAAACACACUUCAAAUGUGGCACUCCUGCAAAGACCCCAGAGAAAGGAGUGUGUUCAUGGAAAAGGCUCUUGACAGAUGCAGGCUUUAUAUUUACUGCCUGUGGAAGGAACUGAAGGCAAAUCUGAUUGUGUCUGGUGGCUUUGUGCAGCACGGGAGUUUGGCUUCCUUGGGAUAAUGUAGAAGCAAGAGAAAAGGUACCAACCAGAGGCCUGACUUCCAUUAUUAAUUUUUGAUAAACCCGAGUCUUCAGAGGCCUGGCUGCUGAAUCCCAGUGACAUGGAGGAAGGGACCACCCAUAGUUCUGUUUUUGCUCCUGUCUUCCUGAUAUUGGUUCAAAUGACUUUUUUUCUACUUUUUUGCACAAAGCUACUUCUAAUAAGGAACAUAAUUUAUAAUGAGGAGUCUAGAAUUUUAUUCAAUUUAACUUCAUUCAGGAAAUUUCAGGCACAGGCAAUGAGGCCAUUUUAUCGUUAAAAGGCAUCACUAACCCCACAUCAGAAGCAAGGUGCAGUUGAAGGAUACAGCCUAACCCCCUGGCUACAGUUGCGAUUCAGGUCAGCUGUUGAUGAGUGGCAUCCUCAAUCAGCCAUCCUACUUCCGUGUGACUUGACUUUAAAUGAAUGGGAAUGUCCCUUGGCAGCAAAUUCUAAUCCGAAGAAUUUAUUGCCUUUGUAGUUAGUUCUGUUGCAUUUCCAGAUAGUUCGUCUGGCACAGAAGCAAAGGAAUGCCAGAGACAGUAGAGGUUUCUGAGCUGUCACUUAAGGUCAACCACUACCAUUAACAGGGCGAUUAAAGAUAAAAAGUAGAGAAGAGAGGGCUGGAGGCUCUACCACCCUACUGAUCUACUUCUGACUGCCGUCAAGAUUCAGAAGUAACAACUGCAUUCCAAGGAACCGGCAUUAUGGAUACAAUGAAUGUGUUUGGCUCUGUCAGAGCCAUCAAGGUUAGGAAUGAAGACACAUUGAAGAUCAUAGAAUAGCCAUGGGAACAAUGAGACAAUGGCACAAACAUCAUCAGACUCAGAGCAUGCUAGCGGGGGUAGGAAUGUGUUCCAUUUUGAUUUCUGAGUUUGGAGAACAAUGCUUUCAUGUUUAGUGAAGGCACUGAUUGGCCAUCUACCUGGUGGGAAAUACCCUUGUUGUAUGAUUUCAGUGGGCUAGUAUUUCCUGUAUUGCAAAAUGUCAUUUAGUCCCAAAGUAUUAAGGCUAACCAUAGCUUUAUCAGGAAGUUCAACAGUUCGCAUUAAAUUAUUACAGUUUUGUUUUAACUCGAAAGUUAUUGUUAGUACUAUCGGACACUAUCUGUGAAAGAAAAAGUGCUUUUAUUUAGUUACGCUUAAUUUGUUUUUACAGCAUACGUUCACAUAACUCUUGAGACGUUCUCAUUCUCAAAGCAGCUAUCUAAUGUUGAGUUAAACAUUCCCUAUUAAUCUGGGAAGCAAAAUCCUAAGUGUGAGGUUACUGAAUUGCAAAAGGAGACCUAAUGAGUGUUUCCUGUUGAAGAAGUUAAUCAAGACAGCAGAUACAUUUGCUUCGAUUUUGAUGUUCAAGGUACUUUAUUCAGAUUUCAUGACUGAAUAGCUCAACAGAACAGGAUGGCUCUAGCUGUAUAUGAUUUUUAUGUCUGGUGGCCUUGGGCAGGUGAUAUCUUCAAAUACAAUUUUCUUUUAAGAUAUUACAACCCUGAGGAGUGUUGAUAGGUUUGUUGUAUGAUUCAAACUGAAUCAGCUAUUACUGGUGUGGGUAAGAAAUCAUCAGUAAAUUCUGGUAAUUAUCACCUUCUGUAAAAAAAGGGAUGGGUAAUGUUCAAGAAACACCUUGGAAGGGUGAACCAGGAAACACACAGAACAGAAUGUUCUGUUAGGACCUUAAUGCCCUAAGAUAUAUAAUUACAGCUUAUUUUUCUUUAUGUAAUAUCAUAAGUAAAAUAUGGGGGCUGUUAGCACAUUGGAAAGUGCGUAAGAUUACAUGUUUUUAUAACAGGGAUGCAGGCAUUCCAAAAUAAAUGAAUAAAAAUACAUGCAUCUCUCUUGCCUCUUACUGAAAGUAUUAAUCUAAUUUUAUAAUAAUGCUCACUUUUUAAUAUCAAGGCUCUGUAAAAAAUGUUUUAUUUCUAAGAUUUCAGUAGAGCACAGGUGGUGUAUUUUUUAAGCCUUUCCUCUCCACCAACUCCACUCAUUACAUCCACUAUACCAUAGACCACAGUGAAUAGUUACAUUUCUGCUUUGUUGAGUGGAUUUAAGCUUUGUAUUUAUUCAGUGUAACUUUUAAUAGAGAAUAAUAAUGGGAGGUAUUUGAUAUUAGAAUUAAGAUUAUACAGCCCUCAUUUUACCUUCCAUUUACAUUUUUUAAAGGCACAUAAUAAAGGUUGUUGGUAGCCACCCUAGAAAUGGUUCGUGAGUGGCAUUACGUGAGGCAUAGGACUGAACUGUGGACCAAUUGUUCAUUUUCUGGGAAGUCUGUAUUCUUAUCCUCCCCUGGGCCCCCCAACUCUUGUGUUGUAUUUUUUAUGAUUAUGAAAUGCUUUGACAGAAAGAUAUUUUAAUGUGUACAAUUUGUUUUAUUUUCAUACUGAUCUCUAUUUUUGUUUAAAACCAUGUUACAUCAUGAAAUCACUUAAUCAAAAAUAAAUCUUCUUUUAAAAAAUGAA
Messenger RNA from Peromyscus californicus insignis, 11539 nucleotides. RefSeq names its product HECT, C2 and WW domain containing E3 ubiquitin protein ligase 2 (gene Hecw2). The record is from RefSeq and is a predicted model, not a curated record. Gene Ontology annotation, biological process: regulation of dendrite morphogenesis. Gene Ontology annotation, molecular function: ubiquitin-protein transferase activity; protein binding. Lineage: Eukaryota; Metazoa; Chordata; Mammalia; Rodentia; Cricetidae. Bases 426 to 5168 code for a protein of 1580 amino acids. The transcript has 29 exons.